Molecule: messenger RNA, 2287 nt
Organism: Anneissia japonica
Lineage: Eukaryota; Metazoa; Echinodermata; Crinoidea; Comatulida; Comatulidae
Product: probable pyruvate dehydrogenase E1 component subunit alpha, mitochondrial
Exons: 8
Coding region: 109-1272 (387 amino acids)
Biological process (GO): pyruvate decarboxylation to acetyl-CoA
Cellular component (GO): intracellular membrane-bounded organelle
Molecular function (GO): pyruvate dehydrogenase (acetyl-transferring) activity
Source: RefSeq, a predicted model, not a curated record
ACGAUCCACCACUCGGCCUCUGCUCUAGCUGUGCACUCUGACCUCAUCCAGCUGAGGCAUUUAAAGUUGAUAGCCUUACAAUUGUUGUUAAUUUAUUAGAUUAACGCCAUGUCUGUGCUUGUAAAAACAUUAGGAACAGGUUCCAGGCUGCUGCACAGAGCAGUUGCAGUUUUGAGUCGACCAUAUACAAGUGGUGCCCAAGAGGCGAAUUUUAUCACCCAAGAAUGUAAACUACACAAACUAGAAUCAGGACCAUCGACAGAAGUGAGUCUAAACCGCGACGAUGCUUUGAGAAUUUAUCGUACCAUGCAGGUGAUUCGUCGAAUGGAGACAGCUGCCAGUAACCUUUACAAGUCUAAGGAGAUUCGUGGCUUUCUUCAUCUCUAUUCAGGACAGGAAGCAUGUGCGGUUGGUAUGAAAGAAGCAAUGCGUGAAACUGAUCAUGUGAUCACAGCGUAUCGUUGCCAUGGCUGGACUUACUUGAUGGGGGUCAGUGUUCAUCAAAUUCUCGCUGAGCUUACAGGUCGUCAAACUGGUAUCCAGAAAGGCAAAGGUGGAUCCAUGCACAUGUACACCAAAAAUUUCUAUGGAGGAAAUGGUAUUGUUGGUGCUCAGGUGCCACUUGGCGCUGGGGUCGCCCUUGCCCAGAAAUACAUGAGCACCGGUGAUGUGUCGGUGACGUUGUACGGAGAUGGUGCAGCCAAUCAAGGGCAAAUCUUUGAAGCCUAUAAUAUAGCAAAACUGUGGGACUUACCAUGUAUCUUUGUUUGUGAAAACAAUAAGUUUGGAAUGGGUACAGCAGUCGAUAGAGCAUCAGCUUCAACUGACUACUUCUCUCGAGGAGAUUAUGUCCCUGGACUCUGGGUUGAUGGCAUGGAUGUGCUGGCAGUGAGAGAGGCAAUGUUAUGGGCUGCCGAAUACUGCAGAGCAGGAAAGGGUCCCUUAGUUAUGGAAGUUGAGACGUACCGGUAUUAUGGACAUAGUAUGAGUGAUCCAGGAACAAGUUAUCGUACUCGCGAGGAAAUUCAAGAAAUCCGCCAGCAGAGAGAUCCCAUCACCAACUUCAAAGAGCGAAUAACUUCAAGCAAUCUUGCAACUGUUGAUGAACUGAAGAAAAUUGAUUUAGAAGUGAGAGGUGAAGUUGACGAUGCUGUCAAGAAAGCCAAGACCGAUCCUGAACUUCCUGUAUCCGAGGCUUUUCAUGAUAUUCACUACAAAUCACCGAGCGUUGUCCGGGGAUGUGAUGCAUUCACCUUCCAUCAAUCUCGCUAAUAUUUCAAUAAAUAAAUGCAAUGAAAAAGUUUAUUAAUGUAGAAAAAAAAUAUUCAUAUUAUUAUAGUAUUGUUUCAUGAUUUUAAUAGUGUGUGUUGUAUAUCUAAUGCAACGAUACAGAUCAAAUAUAUACACAAUUUAAGCCAAAAAUGGUAAUAUUUUAAAAUAUGCUACAGUUUCUUGAAUAUAAGCCCACCACCAACACACUUAACUUUUGAAUAAUUUUCUUGCAAAUUACUCACUCUAUAAAUAAUAACAUACAAAAAGUACAUUUUGUAAAAAGGUUAAAGGUUAUUCAUUAAAAACAAAAUUAUAUUUUGGUGUAUCUCUGGAAAUUCCAUGUUCAAAGAGGGUGAGCUUGUACAAGGAAAACUAUGGUAUGUGUAAAGUAAGCUGUAGCUUUGCCAUUAAGAUGCUUGACACAACCCCCGAGUUUUAUCGGUUUUAUUUAUUUUAAAUAAAAUUCUUCUAUUUUGAAAGCCUCAUAAUGCUCUUCAGCAGACACGUACAGCAACACAUUGUGUUUUAAAAACCUGCAGGUUUGCUGUUGAAUACACAAGUAAUUAAAUACAUUUUGGACAGUAAAUGUUUUGCUGUGUUCAAUUGUAUAUUUUUGUUGUAUCUAGGUUUUACCCAUUUUGAGAAAGCUAAUUUUUUCUGUUUCGAAAAUACACCACUAUUAAACAGACCCGGGGGGGCUCACUCUUAAAUAUUUCUAUACAGGUAGGUGCUGCAUUUACAGGGGUAUUUUUGAGGAAAUGGUAGGACAAGUGCGGGCAAUACCUAGGUAAAAUUGGUAGUUGAAGUCCCUGCUCCGUUCCAUAUCAAAGUAGCAUAAUUUUUCACACGAUUUUAGCAAAGAUUUUUUGCUAACCUCCGUCCUGAACCUACCGUUGAUACAUAGCCACGAACAGUAGAGAUUGCUAACAGACAGAAUCGCUGUCUUAUUCGCCAUUGGGAACCAGUACAAGUUAAAUUUGGUAGGUUACAUUAAACUCGAUGACAACCAACUGUA